Branchiostoma belcheri (Belcher's lancelet) is the source of this 2190-nucleotide messenger RNA. RefSeq lists its product as uncharacterized. Bases 218 to 1363 code for a protein of 381 amino acids. The record is from RefSeq and is a predicted model, not a curated record. The transcript has a single exon. Lineage: Eukaryota; Metazoa; Chordata; Leptocardii; Amphioxiformes; Branchiostomatidae.
UGUCGAAGAGAACCUGAUCUCGACAAUUGAAGCUGGUGCGUUUUCGAGUAUUAAAGGGCUGAACACUUUGCAAAUAAGGGAUAACGAGUUGGUUUUUCUGUGGGAAUCUUGGCUACGCGGGCUAAGCCCGGGUUUUGGAUACAAAGGUGUGCUGUUGUACAGUCAAAAUGCCUUACGGUGUACCUGCGCCAAUCGUUGGUUCGUUAGGAGGGGUAAGAUGAAGUUUGAGAUAGUCCCUACGGCUUUCUUCUGCAAGUACCCACUGAGCAUGGAAGGCGAAGACAUAUUUUCCAUUGCCCACUUGCCAUGCCCCUCGCCAGUGGUGAAGAUUACGCAGGACAUUGAUGAUCAUGAUUUACAGUUUCGGUGCCAGGCGACUUGGGAGGAAGAAGAGAGCAGUGUCUUUUGGGUCCUACCAGAUAACACUACUAUUGUAUUGCCGGGUUUAAGUGAGGACGAAAGAAACGCCAACCUGACAUCUCAGCACUUCAACAUUUCAUUCCAACACGGCAUAAGUGCUUGUGGAUGGACAUGGGAGACUACGUCAAUUGUGACUACACAUUGCUCACACGGUCUGACCGCUACGAACUAUGCCGUCAGGACGGUGUCUGUGUUAGUUUUGCCAGAACGCCUGGUUCAUAAGUGGAACGGUUUGUCUAUCCGUUGUGGUGUGAAGUCGUUCUCUAGUGACAUGGUAGCUCGCAGGGAACUCUCCGUGACUCUCCUUUCCAACAAAUCAAAGAGUCAAGCUAAAACUGCAUCACCUGGCCUUAUGUCUCUGUCCUACCCUCCCACACCCCCAGAUGAUGAUGUCGCAACAUUGACAUAUUAUUUAAGUGUUGUACAAUCAGACAAUACCUCUCAAGCAAAAGUUGACAACACCCAGACAAGUAAAGAAAUCGCGACUAGCCUAUAUGAGGUCUAUACCCGCGUACCGACAUCAAUACGGACCAAUAGUAACAGUGUGGAUGAAGAUGACUAUGUCAUCUUGCUCCCAUCGGAAACCCACAAACGUUUACAUCCUAACUAUUUCAUCGCGAGUGGCAUGUGUACUGUUCCCUUUGCACUCAUUUUUGCAGCCUGUAUUUAUCUACAGAACAGACGAUACAGCAUUACUGAGGACGAAACGGUGAGUGAACAAGAGGGUGGGCAGCAGCAGCGAAAUAAUGACGCCAGUGUCCCUGAAAAUCAGAGAGAAAACUCCGUGAGUGACACAAUAGCCGAUCCGUAUUACUCGACGAUAAAUGAUUCCCAUCAAAACGAUGAGACGGUUGAACCAUACGGGGUGGCCAAGGUGUGUCCUCAGUACGGCCGGGCAGAGACAAGGUCCUCCGAUGUGAGAGAACACGUGGACGCGGACUGAGAUCGCUGCAGUGUAACUGUUACAGCCGCGUGUCUGGCGAGUGCACGGCUCACAGAAUGGUGGCGGGUCAGAUCAGGGACUGUUCCUCAAGGCCUUGAAAAUAUCAGUCAUUAAAUAAAUUAAAAACUAUUCCAACGCGUUAUAAUGUAUCCACAUAUUGUUGUUAUGUGUAUGAAAUAUACCUUUUUUUCUUACACUUUGAGAUGUAUCGUAUUGCUUGUAAGUGUAUAUUUAAGCAACAUUGUACAACGUAUAUAAUCAUAUAUCAUUAUAUUGUAUACUUUCGUUUCCUGUUGGUAAUGCAUAUUGUCUACAGUGCAUAUUUGUAUCUGAUGUAAAGCUAAUAUUCUAAUUGAGAGGAGGGAAAUGAAUUCGUUCUUUCUAAAAUUAAAUGUGUUAUUCAGCUACACACUUCAGACAACAUUGGCAUUCUCCCAAUAACUUUAACUACGUGGUGUGAAUUCAAUUUGUCAUAGCAUCGGAAAUAAAUUAAUUUUGCUGAUGGUUAACUUUCUUGUCAUCUCGUUUUAUGUGUGUCGUUUAUCUGUGUUGUUCCGCAUCGCGGCCAACCCCCUCCUAACCCUUAUCUCAGGUAUAUAAUAGAGAGUAUAGCAUUGGGUCCAUCAAAUAAAAACCGCGCGGUCACUUGAGCAGGGCGGCGGGUAAAAUUAUUAGAACCCCGCCAAAGAGCCUGUCCCAACCAAGAUAGACUGGACACCGGUGUUGAGUUAAAUACUUGAGCUUCUACAUACGUGAGAAAUCAGGUGUUUAGGGUCAGGGUUGGGGUUAGGUUUGGUAUUAGAGUAAUAAAAUAAUAUAGUUAGGGC